GGCGAGCAAUAGCAUAAUUACCUUCCUUCCAUUUCCGUGUUAUUUUAAGAUUUAGAAGUGACUUUAAAAAGCUAUAAAUUAUUAAUAAAAUCUCUCUGUCUCUCUCUUCUAAACUGGUAAACUCUAACUAAACUAGCAUUAACUUGGAAAGAUCUAUGACUCUGACUUCAAAAUUCCACUCCUUAUUUUCAUAGAUUACAUUCAUACAUACAUACAUAGAUCUGAAAAUGGCGCUACAGCGUCUUUCAUUCUUUGCAUUCUCUCUCAUUCUCAUUCUCACUCUCAUUUCCUCUCCUCUCGCUCUCUCCAAAACCCUCAAACGCGACGUGAAAGCUUUGAACGAAAUCAAGGCGUCGCUAGGGUGGAGAGUGGUGUACGCUUGGGUUGGAGACGAUCCUUGUGGAGAUGGAGAUCUGCCGCCGUGGUCCGGCGUCACUUGCUCCACUCAAGGCGAUUACAGAGUCGUCACCGAAUUAGAAGUAUACGCGGUUUCGAUCGUUGGACCUUUCCCUACUGCUGUGACUAAUCUCUUGGAUCUCACUAGGCUGGAUUUUCAUAAUAACAAGUUGACUGGCCCAAUUCCUCCUCAGAUCGGACGGUUGAAGCGUCUUAAAAUACUUAAUUUGAGGUGGAAUAAACUACAAGAUAUCAUACCUCCUGAAAUUGGUGAACUGAAGAGUCUAACUCAUUUGUGAGUAACUUAACUUUCAUAUGGCCAUGAAAUUAAGUU
Molecule: messenger RNA, 730 nt
Organism: Quercus lobata
Lineage: Eukaryota; Viridiplantae; Streptophyta; Magnoliopsida; Fagales; Fagaceae
Product: LRR receptor kinase SERL2-like
Exons: 5
Coding region: 228-695 (155 amino acids)
Molecular function (GO): protein binding
Source: RefSeq, a predicted model, not a curated record